Messenger RNA from Trichechus manatus latirostris (Florida manatee), 1791 nucleotides. Its product is annotated as sucrase-isomaltase, intestinal-like. Lineage: Eukaryota; Metazoa; Chordata; Mammalia; Sirenia; Trichechidae. Gene Ontology annotation, molecular function: alpha-1,4-glucosidase activity; carbohydrate binding. The record is from RefSeq and is a predicted model, not a curated record. Gene Ontology annotation, biological process: carbohydrate metabolic process. The transcript is spliced from 14 exons. The coding region runs from base 1 to 1791 and encodes 596 amino acids.
AUGUCUUUUGGAGGCCUGAUUUUUUCUAACCAGUUUAUUCGAAUAAAGACCGCUAUCCCAUCCAGUUCAGUCUAUGGAUUCGGUGAACAUGAACAUCCAUCCUUUAAGCAUUCCAUGAAUUAUAUUAAAUAUGGAAUGUUUUCCAGAGAUCAAGCGCCAGCAUUUAGCAAUCUCUAUGGAGUUCAUCCUUUUUAUAUGUGCAUAGAGAAUGAUUUUAAUGCACAUGGUGUUCUUCUCCUGAAUUCCAAUGCCCAAGAUGUUACUCUGAACCCACAUCCUUCUAUAAUGUUCCAGACCAUUGGAGGAAUACUUGACUUCUACAUGUUUCUUGGCCCCACUCCUGAAAAUGUUGUCCAACAGUACACAGAGGCCAUUGGACGUCCAUUUAUGCCUCCAUACUGGUCUCUGGGAUUUCAUCUGAGUCGAUGGGGCUAUAAUAACAUAGAAGUGCUGCAAAAAACCGUUGAACGUUUAAAAGAGUAUGAUAUUCCUCAUGAUGUUCAGCAUGGUGAUAGUGACUACAUGGAUCGUCAGUUGGACUUCACAUAUGAUAAAACUAACUUUGCUGGUCUGCCUGAGUACAUUAAGGCACUAAAAAACGAUGGAAUGCAUUAUGUCAUUAUUUUGCAUCCCUUUUUGACAAAAGAUGAACCAGAAGGUACUUAUAAGCCCUAUGACCUUGGACAGGAAAUGGGAAUAUGGAUCAACAAUUCUGAUGGAGCCACACCAGCUAUUGGCAGGGCACCAGCCAGUUGUGGCAGGGCGGGGGUGGCGGGCGGUGCUGGCCUCUGGGCCGCCUCGCGCCGCCCAGCCCGCAUCCCCCGGCCAGCAGCCCACAGCAUUGAUUCAGAUUCCAGCGAGCCUGUGACUGUCCCAAGUACCAAGGGCCGCAGCCGCCACGCUGGGAGGGCCUGGCCCCCAGGAGGGUCAGUAUUUCCAGACUAUACCAACCCCCUAACGACGGAAUGGUGGAUCCAGAUGUGCAUGGAAUUUAAGAACAUCAUUGAUUAUGAUGGGAUCUGGAUUGAUAUGAAUGAACCAUCCAAUUUUGCAACGGGGCAGCAGCCCGGAUGUGCAAAGAACAAUCUAAACAACCCACCCUAUGUGCCUGAUAUCACUGAUGGAAAUUUGGCUGAGAAAACAUUAUGCCCUGAUUCCAAGACUUUUCUGGGAGAUCAUUAUGAUACACAUUCUCUGUUUGGCUGGUCAGAAGCAAAAUCUACUUUUUAUGCUUCUCAGAAUGCUACAGGAAAGCGAGCAUUUGUUUUGAGCCGUUCAACAUUUGUCGGGAGUGGCAAAUACGGUGGCCAUUGGCUGGGUGAUAACUUCUCACGCUGGAGAGAUAUGCACAUGUCAAUCAUUGGCAUGCUAGAAUUUAAUCUCUUUGGAAUUCCAUAUGUUGGAGCUGAUAUAUGUGGGUUUAAUGAAGAUACAAAUUAUGAACUUUGCUUGCGCUGGAUGCAACUUGGGGCAUUUUACCCCUUUUCCAGAAACCAUAACUCAAUCGGGAGCAAGGAACAAGAUCCUGGGGUGUUUGGAGAAAAAUUUGCUACAAUUUCCCGUUCUGCGUUAUUGAUUAGAUACACACUGCUGCCUUACUUAUACACCCUCUUCUACCAUUCUCAUAUCAAUGGAAGCACAGUGGUCCGAGGACUGAUGCAUGAAUUUACAUCAGAUCCUCAGACUCAUGGAAUUGACAGAGCAUUCCUUUGGGGCUCGUCUUUAAUGAUUACUCCAGUUCUUGAAGAGGCAAGUACUAAUGUUUUAUAUCAGCGCAAUAUGAUUACUUAG